Messenger RNA from Staurois parvus, 287 nucleotides. Lineage: Eukaryota; Metazoa; Chordata; Amphibia; Anura; Ranidae. The record is from the annotation of a GenBank genome assembly.
AUGCACUCUCCCAAGAAAAAAAAACUCUAUACACACCAAACUGAGCAUGUGCAGCUUGCCCAAGAGCCUAUCAGGAGUUAUUUAGUAGACACUGGACGAAGGGGAGGAUCAGAGAAGACAGAAUCAAACGUCCUUUUUACACAAUGCAGAGGAUUAACCCUUUAGGUUCCACAGUGAGUAUAACAAGCAUGCUUUACUGCCAGGGUCGGACUGACAACUCAUGGGGCCUCCGGGCAAUAGGGGAUCAUGGGGCCCCUGUGUCCUUGCCCAAACUCAAAAAAGCCUAU